Molecule: messenger RNA, 4543 nt
Organism: Salvelinus fontinalis (brook trout)
Lineage: Eukaryota; Metazoa; Chordata; Actinopteri; Salmoniformes; Salmonidae
Product: zinc finger protein 271-like
Exons: 2
Coding region: 257-1189 (310 amino acids)
Biological process (GO): central nervous system development; regulation of transcription by RNA polymerase II
Cellular component (GO): transcription regulator complex; PcG protein complex; nucleus
Molecular function (GO): DNA-binding transcription factor activity, RNA polymerase II-specific; RNA polymerase II cis-regulatory region sequence-specific DNA binding
Source: RefSeq, a predicted model, not a curated record
UGUGACGUGUAAUCUUGUGGAUGGAACACUUCUUCAACAACUGCAGCCACCUCGUUAGCUCGCUAGCCAACAAAGUCGGAACAUUCAAGUUCUUUAGACAAUUUCGUGGUUUAUUUGCCACUAUGAUUUAAACAUACUUAUGUGGAAACAACUAGCUACCCCAUUUAAUUUAAUAUUUACGUUGUAAGUCAGUUAGUUGGCUGGUUAAGUUAGCAAUAGUCUAGUCGCUAAUGCUAACUAGCUAUUAUACCCGACCAUGAGCUCACUAAGCUACUCUUCUCCUGAUAAAGAAGAGGAUGUCUGCUGUACGGAGAAAGAAGCUCUGGUGAAAGAGGAGGAGGAAGAGGAGGCUGUUACAGUGAAAGAAGAAGAGAAAGACGUUACAGUGAAUGAAGAGAAAGACGCGUUCAGGGUGAAAGAGGAGGAGGAAGAUGCCGUUUUUGGAGUGGAGGAUGAAGUGAAAGAAGAUGAAGAUGUUUUUGGAAUGAAGGAUGAAGAGGGGGAGAUUACUGUCACAUUAGAGGAGGACGAAGAAGAGAAGACUGGAGAACUGACUAACACCAGUAAAUACAGUGAGUGCUAUCUUAACAGGGACAUUGACCUGAUUAACACCAGUAAAUACAGAGAGAGAAGUGACUAUCGUGGAUCCUCUGGGGAGCCUCAACAACCUCAUGAUGCUGACAAGGCAGAGAAGAGUCUCUCCACAUCAGAACACCUCAAGAAACACCAGCGGAGACCCACAGGGAAGAAAUCUCACCGCUGCUCUGACUGUGGGAAGAGAUUCACCUCCUCAGCAGGCAUUAAAAUUCAUCAGAGAAUCCACACAGGAGAGAAAUCAUAUAGCUGUGAUCAAUGUGAGAAGAGUUUUACUACAUCUAGCCAUCUGACUGUACACCAGAGAACACACACAGGAGAGAAACCUUAUAGCUGUGAUCAAUGUGAGAAGAGUUUUACUACAUCUAGCCAUCGGACUGUACACCAGAGAACACACACAGGAGAGAAAUAUUUUAGCUGUGCUCAAUGUGAGAAGAGUUUUACUACAUCUAGUCAUCUGGCUGUACACCAGAGAACACACACAGGAGAGAAACCUCAUAGCUGUAAUCAGUGUGGGAAGAGAUACACUGAUAAAAGAAAUCUGAUUACACAUCAGAAAAUACAUUGUCAGAACAGAAAUGACAAGAUGUUAUAAUAUUAUUGCGUCAGAAUUGGGGGUUGCUCGGGGGAGCUCUUUUUUUUUAACAAAAAGUGACAAACAAAAUACUUGUUAAACUUAUCGCUAAAAGUUAUCUCCAAUUUACAUGUGUUUUUUUAGUUGUGUUAGUUUCAACAUCACAUACAACCUGAUUGAUAUCAGUGAUUUAUAAUAUUCAUCCAAUAUUUGUUCGGUUGUAGUUGAAAGUGAAAGUUGAAAAGAUGACCUACUGGGGAACAGAGGGUUAACUGACUUAUUAACAAUGAUGACCUACUGGGGAACAGAGGGUUAACUGACUUAUUAACAAUGAUGACCUACCGGGGAACAGAGGGUUAACUGACUUAUUAACAAUGAUGACCUACUGGGGAAAAGAGGGUUAACUGACUUAUUAACAAUGAUGACCUACUGGGGAACAGAGGGUUAACUGACUUAUUAACAAUGAUGACCUACUGGGGAACAGAGGGUUAACUGACUUAUUAACAAUGAAUACCUACUGGGGAACAGAGGGUUAACUGACUUAUUAACAAUGAUGACCUACCGGGGAACAGAGGGUUAACUGACUUAUUAACAAUGAUGACCUACUGGGGAACAGAGGGUUAACUGACUUAUUAACAAUGAUGACCUACUGGGGAACAGAGGAUUAACUGACUUAUUAACAAUGAUGACCUACUGGGGAACAGAGGGUUAACUGACUUAUUAACAAUGAUGACCUACUGGGGAACAGAGGGUUAACUGACUUAUUAACAAUGAUGACCUACUGGGGAACAGAGGGUUAACUGACUUAUUAACAAUGAUGACCUACUGGGGAACAGAGGGUUAACUGACUUAUUAACAAUGAUGACCUACUGGGGAACAGAGGGUUAACUGACUUAUUAACAAUGAUGACCUACUGGGGAACAGAGGGUUAACUGACUUAUUAGCAAUGAUGACCUACUGGGGAACAGAGGGUUAACUGACUUAUUAACAAUGAUGACCUACUGGGGAACAGAGGGUUAACUGACUUAUUAACAAUGAUGACCUACUGGGGAACAGAGGGUUAACUGACUUAUUAACAAUGAUGACCUACUGGGGAACAGAGGAUUAACUGACUUAUUAACAAUGAUGACCUACUGGGGAACAGAGGAUUAACUGACUUAUUAACAAUGAUGACCUACUGGGGAACAGAGGGUUAACUGACUUAUUAACAAUGAUGACCUACUGGGGAACAGAGGGUUAACUGACUUAUUAACAAUGAUGUCCUAUUGGGGAACAGAGGGUUAACUGACUUAUUAACAAUGAUGACCUACUGGGGAACAGAGGGUUAACUGACUUAUUAACAAUGAUGACCUACUGGGGAACAGAGGGUUAACUGACUCAUUAACAAUAAAAAAAUAACUGCCUUGUUCAGGUGUUUUUACCGUGUCAGGGAUUCAAUCUAACCUGUUAAAUUAAGGUUAAAAGAAAAAGAAAAAAACAAUGACUUGAAAACAACUUAAUUUCAAUAAUUGUUGCAGAUGUUUGUGUAUAUACACAUGGACGCAGUAUAAUAAAUUGGACUAUAAUCAAUUUUAUUAACAAUCUGACAUCACUCCAGUAUUUCUUGACAACAUUCAAGCGCUAAUUGUAUUUAUUCCACUACUGAAGAAGCAUGACUCAAAUCACCUACUCAUAUUUCAAACAUCCAGCCUAACAAAAGAUACAUGUUUUAUUAUUCCAUGCCUCACCCUUAAGUGAAGUAUUGCCAAUACAUAUUAACAAAGGGGUGUAUAUUUGGUUUUGAUAUUUCAUAUUUACAAUUCAUGUAACAUUUAGUAAUCAUAAUUAUUUAUGCAAACAGCUAACAAUUUUUGGGUACAAUUAUAUUCACGUUGUUGCCCCGCUUUUAGAUAUAAUUAUAUUGAAGUUGUUAACCUUCUCUUAGAAUAUCAGGAUUCAUUCUCAGAUGUACCAACCCAAAUGCAUGACAUUGGGGACUGGGCCCCGAUCCAACAACAUGCCUAUCUAGUGAACCCUGAAAAGAGAGAGAAGCUCCGCAGUGAGGUGAAAAGUUACUACGGAUAUUGCAGGUGUUGGUUGCUGAUUGUCUCAAGGGUGGGGAGUCAACAAGUUUUGCGUUUAGCCAGUGCGUCGCCAUGGAUCACAAUUUAUUUUGUUCCAAGGGGACGAGAGUUCUAGAACUAAGUGAGUUUUAGGAAGAUGAGAGUUCUAGAAGCUUGUGGGGGGAAAAUAUAGGAUCUAUUUGUUGUCUUAAGGGGGAAAAUGUUACAUUCAUGUUUUGAGGUUGGACUUUAUCACGUAUAGCACCUAUAGCACGUAUAACUCGUUAGCACGUUGGGCGCGCUGAUUGGUGUCACCUCGUUAGUCAGUAUGUGUUACACCUGUGCUGGCUUGUCCAUCUCGUUAGUGGGAAGGUGUUUCACCUGAGCUGGUCCAGGUUCUAUUUAAGAGUGUCUGGCCCAGUGCUCUAGUUGUCUUGAUAGAUGUGGAGAGUCAACACCUUUAGUUGCUCUACUUUUUUGGUUUACUUCCUGUCUUUAAGUUAGGUGUGGGUUUUUAUUUUGUUUGCCUCUUUUUGGGCAGAUUUAGUGGGUCUCAUGGUGGGUGUCUUUUAGGUCCCAGUUGUUGUUGCUAGUCAACUUUCAGUGGACACCCCCAUAGUGUCUUUCAGAACCCCUCCUAAAAAAACAAGCUUGUAUUUUGGGUUGGUGUUAAAGGAAUUUAGAUUCCUGUUUAUUAAUCAAUUCAAUUAAAACACUCUGCCCAUAAAUAAGAAUUUGUAAGAUAAUUAUCUGCAUAAAAUGGACAGAUACCAGUCUUAAAAUCAAUCAAUCAAUAGCGUUUAUUCUCGAGAGUACUGAAUCAUAGUACAAUUUACAUCAGGUUAUAUAAUACAGAUGAUGUCAUAGGUUUUAAUGUCCAUCCUCCUCUAGAAUACAAUGGCAAUACAGUUCACAGCCUCAUUACUGUCUGCCACCUGUUAAACUAUCUGCAACCAACUCAAGGUCUUUCCCCUCCCUGGGUAGAGACAGAAUGUCCUGUAAGGAACACAGCAUUCCAGCCUGUCUGAAGAUAACUCCAUUCUUUCUAAUAAGGAACAUAUUACACUCGGCAUUAUGAUUAUAAUACGUUUCAUUCAUACAGUAACAUCUAAGUCAAAUGUAUACAUAUUUUAGUCAUUAAACACAUCCAAUUAAUAUUUUAAUCAAUGGCAUUUCCUUAGGAUGCUCAUUAGUCUUUCAGUUCUUAGUCUUCUGUUUGUUGUGUACUAAAUAUUUGUUUCUUUUCUCCUGUAAAGCCAUUGUGUUGCAUCGAUGUCUGAAAUGUGCUGUAUAAAUAAAGCUUGAUUUGAUUUCAACAAAUUAACCCAAUUAA